AUGGACAGCUGGACUCUUCAAGGAGACAGCUACUCCUUCCUGCGCAGUGCGCCCCGCACCUUUACCCUUUGCCGUCGUGACGGCACCCCCAACCACGUAGAACUCUUUGACAUCAUCAACGUCCCCACUCAGCGCAGCGCCAUCUCCGAGACCACUUGCCUGUGUGACAUUUUUGGAGACGACUGUGAGUCGCCCUCCCUCUCAAGCAGCCCUGCUGUAGGGGCCUUUGUCCUUUCUAAGAGGGAGGUGGACGGGACAGCUGCUGCAUCACCUCUGGUGGAUGAUCUGAAUGACUCAGGCUCCUACCACACUGCACACGGCUCCAGUGAAGGAGAGGAGGGAUUUGAAGAUUCAAGAGAAAGGCUUUACAGCCCCCCGUUGCAGAGCCCGUCUUCAGAGAGGUGGCAGUCAGAGGGUGAGGGACUGAGUUCAGAGCAUCUAGACAUCUCUGAGGACAGUAGCCCAAAUUUAGAACGAAAAAGCAAAUCACCAGUCCCUCAGCUUAGUAGAGCUAGCCCACCACCUGAAGCCCUCAACACUGGUGAGAGAACGCCCUUUUCUGGAGAUAAUAGCCCCUUCACCAUUACUCCAGAGGGGAGAACACCCCCCUCCUCUUCUUCUGCAGUGGAGGUAAGACAUUCACCGUUAUCACCUAGUCCAAGACAAAAUCAGUUUGAAGCUGAACCAGAGAGACUCACUCUUGUUUUGAAAGACGAACACAACAGUCCUGCACAACAAUUCUUAAAUCCUAGUCCGUGCUCUGAGCCGAGGACCCGUGUUAGCUCAGCCUCCACUGAAUCAGUGAACACCCAGUCUUCACUUGACUUGAACCAACAAAGCAGUCCCUUGCCCGAGUCCACACCCGAACAUUUUUCGCCAGAUUUUACAGAGUCAGCCUUUGAAUCUAAAGCCAAUCUUUCAUCUUCAAUACCUGGAUCCAUUUGUACAGAGUCCCAUUCAAGAGAAACUUCAGUCACACCUGAGCUGAAGGAUAACCAAUACUCCCCCGAUACUCAAGCAUCAUCUCCUUUUCUUGAGCGAAGUAGGAGGGUUUCCCUGCCUGAUCUUUUCAGCAGAGGCUACACACCAGAUAUAGAAGAGCUACCCCACUCUCCUGAGCUGAUUUUUAUUCCUUCAUCUGCAGAAAGAGACACCACAACUACACCUGAGAGGCCAAAAACAGGGUUAUCAUUUGAAGGAGGCAGCACUGUUUCUACACCUGCUCCACGAUACACACCUCCCUCACCUGUCAUUUCAGUAACAACAUCUCCUGAGCUGGUGGAGACCAGUGUCUCACCUGUAUUUAGACACACAGCUCCCUCACCUGGCCUGCUCAGUGCUGCCUCUCCGGUUACCCCAGGGACGAGAACUCCCUCCCCUGCCCCCUCACCAAAAAUAAGAUACACUUCAACGCCUACUGAGAACAGGAGCCAGGUUUCCUCGCCUGUGGUAAGUUAUACUUUAUCUCCAUCACCUGGAGCUAGGAGCUACUGCUCUCCUGAAGAGCACAGACAUACCGCUCCUUCACCUGAAAUCAGGAUUACAGCCUCCUCACCUGAGCUUCUCACUUACUCUGCCUCAUCAAGAAGCCUCGACUCAUCCCCUCACAUCACAGGGAUAUCUUACAGCAUUGUUCAGCCAGAGGAGAGAGACACAUCCCCUUUUCCAGAGCUCUCUCGUCUCUCCACCCCUGAGCCUCAAAGGACACUUGUGUCCCCAGAGGCAGGGAGCCGUACUCACAGCAGAGGCAGUGUACAGAGCAGCACAGCAGGGUCCACUGGUACGCCACGACACUCACCUCAUACAUCAGGCUUCCCAAACUCUGUCCUGCAGCCUGAAAUAACUUUGUCAUAUCAACCCAGGUACCACACACCUUCACCUCAGCCACAGCAACAGACUCCCACACCUGAGCCAGGAUAUCAAACCCCUUCAUCUCAAAAGCAUCAAAGUCCCUCACCUCAGCAUCUCCCAAGUAAAGACCUAUCACUUGCUUCCCCCUCUCCUGAGCAGAGAUCGCCGGCAACCCUAUUCGCAGAAUACCGCUCUCAGUAUACACAGCCUACUCCUCCUCUGAGAAACACACCAGAGUUCGAGAAGGAGUCCUCUUCAGGGGAUAUUACAGAAAUACAGUACCCCACACAUUCUUCAAGAGACGUGUCACCCUUGUUUGAAUUAGACAAAGGAGUCACAUCAGUUCUUCCUGAAAUCAAAAGCAGUUCGCCAGUGGUCAUAGUUAGUUCACCUGUAUUUACUUCACCUUUCUUAGCAGAGGACAAGAUAGAGAGUUCAUUUGCACAACAAAGCAAAGAGAUAGAAGCACAAACAAAGGAAGUAUACAUUAAAGAUAACUUGAGUUUAGUCUCCUUCUCUGGGGAAAAGCAAAACUUUGGCUAUAAUUUUUUUCCUAACGAAGACCCUUCUUAUAAUCCAACAAUUGAAAUCAAGUCUCUUUCCCCUAAUGUUCUAGUCUCUAAGGACAGGAGCCCAACCAUUUCACCUGUCCACAGGGCCACAUCCAUCUCACCUGUGCAGAGACUGGAAAAACCACAGCCUCCGUUCACUACUCGUUCACCAAAUUCUGAAAAGGGCAGUUUCUUGAAAUCAUCUUGUACACCUGAGCUGUCAAGAAGACAUCCGUCAACAAAAGUUAGACCUGAAAACAGAGAGAGUUUCACUGAGAACAUGGCCCACCGUGCGCACAGAAGACGGACGCCCUCUCCACCACUCACCAGGUUUACACCUGUCCAUAUCAUAGCCCCUGAGAAACCAUACCGACAGUGGCAGAACAGAAGCCACAGCCCCUCUCAGGUUGUAUCAUCCUCACUAAGUGGUAAUUUGAAUACAGCGGUGACAAACAGGGAAAACCCCAAUGUUGCCCCUGUUGACAAUAAUAGCCAGGCCUACUGUGGAAGAGGAGGGCCAUUGGAGAUGGAUAGGGAAAUGCAUCUGGAGGAGGAGAGAGCAGUAGUUAGGGAGAGGCAAAGGGAUAGGGAGAUGAUGAGAGAGAAAAAGAGGGAGGAGCGUGUCCCUGAAAAGGGGGAGGGGUGGCAGGGGGACACCAGUAACAGAGGGGAACAGGUUGAGCUGUCAUUCAAUGCUCGGAAUAGAAAAGGGCCUGCGAGUCGCAGUGCAGCUCCCACAAGCAGAGAGACCCGUCAGGGACUGCCAACAGUGAAUUCCUGUUCAGAGAGCUUACUUGCCACCAGACAGCAACAGCAACAACAGAGUCUCCUGAGACUUUCCUCCCAACAGGACCCCAGAGGUGGUGGUCCAGGCAGACGACUUCAACCUCCUACACACCAGAACAAAAAAAGUGCUCUAGGACGCACAGCUGCAAGAAGGCCCUGCAGGAGUUCCAGCUCCAGCAUGGGAAGUGAGCUGGAUGAUGCAGAUGAUGAGGUGAAAUGGUUCUCAGACUUGGCUUUCCGCAGCGUGUCAAGUCCUGAGGUAGAUUACCUUGACAUGUACAACUCCAGCCAUCGUUCAUCAACCAACAUUUCUCAACCAUCUACCCAGGAGAGCCCCGCGGGGGUAAAUCCCACCUGGCAGGCGUACGCUGACUUCAGGGGUUCUGCUCCAAAACUGGACAAUGAUGAACUCUCCUUCCAGCAAUCAUCUGCGUACUACUCAGAUGGACUAGAUCCAUCAAGGCGCUAUGAGCUGGGCAGCUUUGAGUGCGUAGAUGUGUCUAUGGAAAGAAACGACACCAGGAAGGUGAGAAGAGGAGUUCCAAAGAGACAGAUCCAGCUGAAGAGAAAGGAUAAUGCUGAUGGGAAGCAGGAUGAGAGUAGUGAAAAUAGUAGUCCUGGAAUACCAGUCAUGGUGGAAAGCCCGUCUCUAGAGAGUCACAACAGAGAGACACUCAUGAGACAACACAGUACACCAGCAGUAACACAAGAUCGCUACCGCUCUGAGUGCAGUCCUGAGCCAAAUCCAAAAAAUGACAGAAGAUUCAAGUUCCAGAAAUCUGCCUCACUGGAUGAAACAUGCUCUAAAACCAAGUUGGCCACCUGUCUUAUUAAGAGUGUGUUGUCCAAGAAGAUGCAAUGUGUUGACAAAGAACCUGAUGACCAGGCAGAAGACGUGAGCCCUGCUUUUGAUGAAAACAGCCCACCAACAGAGAGCACAAUACAGAAAGUAUCCCCAAAUCCUGACAGGCAUAAUCUUAGUUCCACGCCUCUGUCAGAUUAUGGUGUCUCACCUGAGUGUCUUCCUUUGAGAGGAGAACCAAGCUCAAAGGACGAAGCCAAAUCAUCGAAAAGCUUUGGAAUGAGAACCAGUAACAGGCCAAGUUCAUCCAGCAGCAGCAGAAGUGUAAAUUUAUCUCAGACUGACAGUGAAGAUGCUGAUUCUCAGAGCAGGAAUGCAACGGCCUUAAGAUCUGACAUGAGAUCAGAAUUGAAAGUUCCAUUCGAUAGUAAAAUGUCCAGAACUGGAGUACGGCGAGCAGAUGGCAUUAAACUCUGGGACGAAAGGGAGGCUGGUGACUCAGCAAAUUCCGCUUCCGGGAACACAGGAGCUGCUUUUGCUACUGGAGCUGGCAGCAGGCAGGCUCGGAUGACAAACAGAGACCAGGAAUGUGAAAACACAGAGGACCAUAAACAACUUCAGGAGGGGGACGAGGGUGCCUGCACUUCAAAACCACAGCAGCUUACACUCAGAGCUGUGGAGAAAAAGAAAACCUCUCUAAAUGUCUGCCUUACACCUGAGGUAGAAAACAAACUUCAGGCUCCUUUACUGGAUAUAACUAACAGGGUAAAGGAGGACAGGGAAGAGACUAGUGUGCCAGAGAAAACAGAAGAAGAUGAAGGAAAUGCCAAUAACAAAAUUAAGGCCCCCAUACACAAAGUUAGAGACGUGAGGCAGCUUGUAAAAAAUACUUAUAAUCUGUCUUUCAAGGCACCUCGUGCUGGGUUGCCAUCAGAUGCGAAUGACGAAAAGAUGGAAACUUUUAAUGUGGAAAGGAGGGAGGAAGUAAAAGAGAACAGGAGGAAAGGCGUCACAGCAGGGAACGAGCAUGGAGUAAGCCAAGAAAUUAGGAUGGAAGAAAGGGAAGAGGCCUACAGGGCGGAGAGGGAAGAGGAAAAGAAAGAGGAGGUAAAAGAUUCAAAACUGCUAACCUUUCCUCCACCUCUUCAAAGCAAAGCAAAGCCUCUGCAUCGUCCUCAGCCAAUGCAAAUAGAAUACAAGGCUGUUUGCUUGAAAGAAGACAAAUAUAAAAUGUCAUGCAGCCAAAAAGCAAUCCCAGAUGACAAACCUCGGGCUUCUCCAGAACGUGUCACUGAGGUGAGCAGAGAAUCACAACAACAGAAAAACAGGAUAGGAGACACAACAAAUGGCAAAUCCUGUCAACAUGAUCUGAAAAAGGCAGCAGAGACACAAGAGGCUGUGACAGAAAUGUACAAAAUGCCAGACAAAGCGGUGGAACCUAUUGUUGUGACAACUGACAGAAAACCUCCCCUGCUCGGAAGCCUUCCCAAACCCCCCAGUAAGGAAAGAGAGGUGUCCACUGCUGUGGUGUUAAUAAGAGAUGGAUCCAAAACAUCUGAAAAGAUUCCCACCCCAAUCCACGUCCCUGCUCCUUCAGUUUCACCCGGGCCCACCAUCCCGGGCAGCAGUGGCCACUCAGUCUCCUUGUUAUUGAAGGAGAAAGACUACCAAGCUGAUAUUGGAGCAGUGGUGGGGGGCGAUGUUCAGAAUGCAGCUGGAGGGAAAGGGCCUCCCCGUAAGCAUGUAAACUGCAUGGAGAUCCCCCUUCAGACCAACCUGUCUUCAGAUGGUGGGAGAGGCGAGUCUCAUAGAGAGAGGACGUUCUCCUCAUCCUCCACCACGUCUGGCCUCUCAUCAGUGUCUGAAAACACAGACACGCUUACAAAGACCACAGAAGCUGAGGUAGUUAACAUGAAACCUCCAAUCAGAGAUGUAGGAAAACAAAAAAGCACUCCUCCACCACUGAGGAAUUCGCAGGAGCAAACGCCACAUCUUACCAGACAGAAGGAUGGAGGAGAUUUUGAAGCAGUGAAAAGACUCGAUCCUACCUUCCCCCCGAGGUCCCCCGCAAUAAGGAGAUUCAGACCACAGCCAAUUGAGGUGAAGUCACUGUCUACGGAAACACAGAAACAGGAGAUGCCAGCAAACACCACGGUAAACAAUAGACCUCAAACCAUUGAGGUUAAAUCCAUAGCUAAGAAUUCUGCAAAGCCAAUCGUGCCUCCAAAACCAAGUUGCAAAUUUAAACCUGCUGAUGUAGGAGCAACGCCAAUUGAAGCACAGAGACCAUCAGUAACAUCGACUGUGAAACCACAAGUUGAAGAGAGGUCUCAGACAAUUGUGGUGUCCUCACCGACUAUCUAUAGAAAGAUUUCCAAUGACUCCACAGCAACUUCAAACUAUACACGGAAACUGGCUGUGUCUGCAGUGUCCAGCCUCAAACCUCCACCAAGCAAAACAACAGCAACCACCAUCUCCAAUCUCUCAAACCAGUCGACAGCAACACCAGAGACAGAAGCAUGUAAUGACAGAGGACAACAACAACAACCUGCUGCCUCGCCUCAAAGCUCCAGAUACAUUCAGAGACCUACAACCUUAGCUCCAACCUCAACCACCAGUCCUGAUUUAACCUCAGCUCCAGGUCCAAUUUCUGAACCGAUGCCAAGCCAAAUCCCUGGACCUACCUCAGCUGGAGCCAACCAGCCAAGCCAACCAGCUGUUGUGAAUCCAGACAGCCAUCCAGUUCAUCCUAGGAUGGCAUGCCCUCAUGAACAAACUAUGCCGGCAACUUCAAACAAUGUGAAACAACCCGCUGCUGUUCACACGACACAUGUACCAGGAUACACACGCCAAUCGUACCGCAGAACACUGUCUGGCGAGCGUCCCAACAGAGCAGAUGACCUACGGUUUUAUGCCUCGGAUGAUCCUCCAAGCUACGAUGAAAGAGAAAGCUUCAGUCCCCUCGUGCUCCCUGAUCUGAGCCUCAAGAGGUCAAAUCGCUAUCAGCCCUCCUCCCAUCAUCCUCCCUGCUCCUGCACAGCCGGCUGCCCUUCCCACCCUGGACUCACAGCUCCUCACCAUCACCGCAGCCCUCACAACCUCACGCCCCCUGCCCCUCCACACUCUCCAGGCCAGGCGCUGCCUUACCAGGGGCCACAGCCCCCUCUCCGGCCCCACCAGUUCAGACCUGACCCUCUGCCAAUGAGCUACCAGCCCAGUUCCCCCAAAUCAAGUCCUUUUGGUCCAGGCCAGCCACCUACCCUGUACCAGCCUCUCCACCAGCCUCCUCCCUGCCCUCCCCACCCCUCACUCAUGCAGGCCUGCACUUCUGACCGGCCACUGCAACCGCCGCAGCAUAUUGACCACAGACGAGCCCCUAUGCACAGGUCCCCCCAGCAGCAACCACCAGGCAUGACUGGGGGUCCUUACAGUGAUCCUGGCCACAACCACUCACCUGGCCUUCCCACUAUGGAUCCCCAGUACAUGUGUGGUCCUCAAAGCAUGGGGACUUCCUAUGGCUCUGAUUACGGGGGUGACAGCUCUAGUUUGUACUCUGAGAGCAGCUAUGGACAAGCACCUCGCAGAGUGCUCCUAGAUCCUGAGACUGGGAAGUACUUUUAUAUUGAGGUGCCUGUGCAACCCCUAAGGAAAAUGUUGUUUGACCCAGAGACUGGCCAGUAUGUAGAGGUGCUCAUCCCACAGCAAGCAAUGUCCCAUUCUGGCCUGUAUCCUCCAUCAGCAGCCCCUUACCCAUCUCUCCACAAUCCCAACAUGUACGCCCCUGCUCCCCAGUACAUGCCCUAUGCAGCUCCUCCUCCCACAGCCCACACCCAGACUCAGCCUCAGCCACCUCGCUAUCCCGAGGCCUCUGCUGAAGCAACGAUGCAUCCAGGUGGGCCUGGGGUCAGCUAUAGGAACCGCUCUGUUCAGGGUUCCAAGUCAGAUUCCCAGAACCAUCCACCAUUGGACCAGAGCUACCUGGAGAGUAUGUAUUACAUCCCGACAGGGAUGAAUGCGAGCCCCAAUCCCACCCCACCAGACUAUUACCACAAACAUCCCCCCAACCUUCCCCCAACAGGGGGGAAAAGGUCUUGA
Messenger RNA from Limanda limanda (common dab), 8085 nucleotides. RefSeq lists its product as uncharacterized. The transcript has a single exon. Bases 1 to 8085 code for a protein of 2694 amino acids. Gene Ontology annotation, cellular component: nucleoplasm. Lineage: Eukaryota; Metazoa; Chordata; Actinopteri; Pleuronectiformes; Pleuronectidae. The record is from RefSeq and is a predicted model, not a curated record.